Mauremys mutica (yellowpond turtle) is the source of this 411-nucleotide messenger RNA. RefSeq names its product ovostatin-like. Bases 1 to 411 code for a protein of 136 amino acids. The transcript is spliced from 4 exons. The record is from RefSeq and is a predicted model, not a curated record. Lineage: Eukaryota; Metazoa; Chordata; Testudines; Geoemydidae.
AUGAAGCCAAACACUGGAGCCUGUGGGAAUGGAACAUCCCGGGAGCUGGAGAGAGGACGGAAGAACAUCCUGAUCAAGCCCCUGUUGGUUGAGCCUGAAGGCAUCAAAAAGGAGGUGAUCCAAAGCUCCCUCGUCUGCACAAAAGGCAAUAUCCUGGGCACAGCCAUGCAGAACCUUCAGCAGCUUCUCCAGAUGCCCUUUGGCUGCGGGGAGCAGAACAUGGUCCUGUUUGCCCCCAACUUCUACGUCCUGGACUAUCUGAAUAAGACGGGGCAGCUGAGCGAGGAGACCAAAUCCAAGGCCACUGGAUACUUAGUCAGCGGGUACCAGAAGCAGCAGUCUUACAAACACCCAGAUGGAUCCUACAGUGUCUUUGGGAGCAGAGAUAAGGAAGGAAGGAACACAUGGUGA